CGCGAAUUUACGCUGAAAACUAAAAAUUAAUAUUCAAGAGCGUUCACUCUGAGGAUGCAGCCAUUUUCGGUUAAAGUUUUCUUCUUUUUAAGUUGUUGUUGUCACAGUUAUCGGUGCACAUUGCAUUUGUUUUAUUAGCAAGCUUGCAUGUUACUACAAUAUUUUAUUAUAAUUUGCACAUGCGUAAAUCCCACCCUUUUAUUAUCGGCCGCGUUGACAUCAGCAACAUUGCAGAGAACAUUAUGCAUAGCACCUUAGCACAGUUUAGUGCAUUCGAUUAUGACGUGCUUAAAAUUUCAAUUAUUACAAUUUAGCUCUUCGAAGCUUAAUAAAUUUUAUAUUUUGCAUUGCAGUUUUUAUGCAUAUUCAUAAUAUUAAGUGCAUUUUUGGGUAUAAAAAUGUGUUUUGUUGGAUUGCACGAAAACAGUUGUCGGUAAUAUUCGUUGUGUUGCGGUGCGAAAAACAGUCGAAAAAUGUUGUGCUUUGAGACCGGUGUUAUUUGUUUACUAUUUGUUACCUGUGCUCUUGCUGAAGCGCCAUAUCCCGCUACAGGUUGGCGUCCGCUGCGCGCUUUUAACUUGCCAACUGACUACUUGCCUCCAACACGUGAUAUUGAAAAACAAAGACAACCACAACAACCCAUAUUUGAUGUAGAACUCAAUAAAGCGCGUAUUGAAUAUGUAGGACAAAUACAAGAAAAUAUUUUAAGUUCGCCUAAUAGGCGACCGGCUAAUGCAUACUUGCCACCAAGAAGGCAGAGCACUGAUUUUGACUUGAAAGUACAGCGCCCACCCUACCAGAAGCCAGGACCACAGUUCGUUUUGCAUGCCGCUGACUACCGGCCAUAUCGGCAACAGAAGACUAAUAUCUUUCAAAUAUCUAACACCAAACAACAACAACAACAACCAGGUGCACAACGUGCUUUUCGUACACAAGAACCUACAAACUUCGCUUUCGGCGUGCAACAACAAUCUGCAUUAUCUCGGCCAGCACAAACUUAUGGGCCACCAAGCAACGGAGGCGAGCAAAAAUUUACCAUUAACUAUCCGGAUCCACAAGAUUUAGAGCCACGACAAGCGGAUACUGAAUUGGAGGAAGCAGCACGUAUUGCCAUCGAAGCACUUAAUGCAGCCAAAGACGCGUACAAUCGUCAACUCGAAGCAGAUGCAGUAAGUAGUGCUGAUGGUGCAUCAGAGGCUGAUGUGCAGGAGGUUAACGUUGACGGUACAAAGAAAACAAGUGGUGGCUACCCCGCCUCACGUGCGACUCGAGGUCAAUAUUAUGUUUUAGGACCGGAUAAUCGCUUGCAAUUCGUGCGUUUCACAACUACACAAAGUGAGGAGGAAGCACGCAGGAAUGGUGGUUUCACUGCACAAUUGCAGUAUAUGCCUGUAGGUGAAAUUAACGAUCCGAUUUUUAAAUCCAACAGCAAUGGGCAAUUAGUGAGAAUUGUUAAGAAAUAAAGCAAGGUUUACGUUAAAUGCGGCAUAUAAUAAUUUGGUUGUAUAAUCGUGUUAUGAGUAAAAGUGUAAAUGAAUAAAUAUACAUAAUAUGUA
This is a messenger RNA of Bactrocera oleae (olive fruit fly), 1556 nucleotides long. RefSeq lists its product as uncharacterized. The record is from RefSeq and is a predicted model, not a curated record. Lineage: Eukaryota; Metazoa; Arthropoda; Insecta; Diptera; Tephritidae.